Molecule: messenger RNA, 1226 nt
Organism: Cokeromyces recurvatus
Lineage: Eukaryota; Fungi; Mucoromycota; Mucoromycetes; Mucorales; Mucoraceae
Product: eukaryotic porin/Tom40
Exons: 7
Coding region: 185-1039 (284 amino acids)
Biological process (GO): monoatomic anion transmembrane transport
Cellular component (GO): mitochondrial outer membrane
Molecular function (GO): voltage-gated monoatomic anion channel activity
Source: RefSeq, a predicted model, not a curated record
UUUUUUUUUAACUUAUUUACUCACUUUUUUUUUUAUCGUAUAUAUUUUUCUCUUCUGUUUAUAAUAUUAAUUUAUUAAAUAAAAGAUAGAGGGAGACGAAAGGACAUACCUAACAUAUUGGACAUAUAUACAUUAAAGACAUUCACUUAUAAUCUGACUCAUUGAUCCAUUAGCAUUUUUACAAAUGACAACUCCUGUUGGUAGCUUUAAUGAUAUUGGAAGAUCUGCUAGAGAUAUUUUAGUAAGGGAUUAUUCUAUUGGUGGCUUUAAACUUGAUAUUAAAACCACUACUUCUAAUGGCUCAUCAUUUAAAAUGAAUGGCCAUCGCGAUAAUAAAACGGGUGUAAUUGUUGGUAGUAUUGAAAGUCGAUAUACAAAUAAAAAGACUGGUUUAUCUUUAACUCAAGCUUGGACAAGUUCAAACCAUCUUAAUAGCAAAAUUGAAUUAGAAAAUAAACUUGCUAGAGGGUUAAAACUUGAAGCUACCGUCUUUGUUUCUCCUUCUGUUAGAGAAAAGAAUAUUAGAUUGAAUACAACUUUUAGACGACCUAAUAUUUAUACAACUACUUCCUUUGAUACCUUUAAACGUAAUUUAGUUGUAAAUUCGGCUAUUGGUCUUCAAGGCGUCCUUAUAGGUGGUGAAGUUGUUUAUAAUAUGAGAGAUGCAAAGAUAAAUUGCUAUAAUACAGCAGUUGGUUAUUCUACUCGUGAUUACGCCAUUACAAUUCAUGCUGCUAACAACUUUUCCAAAUACAUUGCCUCCUAUUAUCAUCGCUUAGAUAAAACUUUACAAGCAUCUGGUAAAGUGACUUGGAAUAAUAAUAAAAGUGCAGUUGAAGUUGAAAUAGGAGCCAAAUAUAAUCUAGACCCUACUUCAUUUAUUAAGGGUAAGAUAACUAAUACAGGUGUUGUUUGCGCAUCAUUCACUCAAUGUAUUCGACCUGGUGUUAAAAUGAAUAUGGGUAUUGCUAUGGAUACAACUUGCUGGAAUGAAAGUAUCAAUCCUAAAUUUGGAAUUGCUUUGACUCUUGAAAAUUAAUGCUAUGGUUAUAAUAAACAAAAAAAGGAUGAUUGAUAUAUUACACAAUCAUUUGUAAACAACGCACUAUCAUUCAAGCAUACUGUUCUUACAUCAGAGCAAAUACUAUUCCAACUUUUAUAGUUUGCAUGUGACUUGAAACUAUAAAUAAAUUUUCCCUAAUAGAUUGAAACAAUUAAAAAAAAAA